Messenger RNA from Gloeophyllum trabeum ATCC 11539, 1086 nucleotides. RefSeq names its product mannose-P-dolichol utilization defect 1 protein. The coding region runs from base 7 to 909 and encodes 300 amino acids. NCBI's taxonomy places the organism in Eukaryota, Fungi, Basidiomycota, Agaricomycetes, Gloeophyllales, Gloeophyllaceae. The record is from RefSeq and is a predicted model, not a curated record. The transcript is spliced from 3 exons.
GCCGCCAUGACCUCCAUCACCCGCAACCUGCCCUGGUUCGUUCGCGACCUCGGCGUCGCCAUCGUCGGCAAGAAAUGCUACAUUUCGCUGGUGGAGAACCUGAACGUGUCGGACGUGGAAUGUAUCAAGUAUUCCGUGUCAAAGGGUCUGGGGAUUGGCAUAGUUGUCGGGGGAUCCAUCAUGAAAGUCCCGCAGCUCUUACUUAUUCUCUCUGCCCGCUCCGCACGCGGACUCUCCCUGCCCGCGUACGUCCUUGAGACGCUCGCAUACGCGAUCACCCUUGCCUACUCCUUCCGCAACGCCUUCCCCUUCUCGACCUACGGCGAGAACCUCUUCCUCACCGCGCAAAACGUGCUCAUCACCCUCCUCAUCAUCUACUAUGCUCCCGCCCGCCCCAACCAAUCCAAACCCCUCCAACUCACCGUCGCAUCGCUCGCCUCCGCACUCACCGGCGUUGCGCUGUAUACCCUCCCGACCGAUAUUCUAGCGCUCUUACAGCUUUCUACCCUCCCACUAUCCCUCUUCUCGAAGCUGCCCCAGAUAAUGCAGAACUACCGCGCACAAUCUACCGGCCAGCUCUCCGCCUUCGCCGUCCUCUCCCAAAUCGUCGGCUGCCUCGCCCGGCUGUUUACCACCGCGACCGAAGUGGGGGACCCGCUCGUCAUCGCCGGCUUCGCGCUCGCGCUCCUGCUAAACGGCGUGCUCGGCGCGCAACUGUGGAUUUACUGGGACAAAGAUAUCCGCGAGAAGGAGAGCCUGGGCAAGAUCGCGAUGAGUGAGAAGGAGCGACCGCAGCGGCCCGCGCAGCGCGAGAGCAAGGUGGAGGUGGUCGUCCCCCCGCAGACGCCAACUGCGCGGUACUCGUCGCCGACGCCUUCCGGCAGGAAGUGGGCGAGGAAACUCGAUUGAAGCUAUGUGGGAGUGUGGGUCUUCGUAUGGGUAUCCUAUAGUUCGCGUUGUAAUUUAUAGAACGAAUCUAUAUUAUUAUUUGUGGCCCCUCAGGAUAAUCAUAAAUCUAUAGACCAAUACAAUGUUCGUAAGCCAUAGUACAGUUCCGAAAUAUUUGUAUAGAAGUCCAUUAGUAUU